AUGAAUCCUUUAAUAGAUCGAAAAUGUGGUCAGAUGAUGCUGAACUUGGCUGAUGAUAUCCGUGUGUUUAUCUACACGCAGACUGAUGCCUACUUUUCUACUUUUGUUUUUAUGGACAUCGGAACAACUGGUCUCCCAACCCACCAGUUUCAUCCCAAUAUAACCGAACUAUCUCUCCUUGCCAUCAGUCGGGAUGCUUUAGAAGACGAAAAGGAUGUUCCACGUUACCAAAACAAACUUGUGCUUUGUUUCCAUCCACGGGGAGGAAUGCGAGGACUGCCAGCGAAAAUAUCUCGUAGGUCAUGUGUCGUUCCUUAUCAAUAUUUUUUAGAAUUAAAUUACAAAAACCUAUGUAAUCAAGAGGACUUCGAUGUCCUGGCAGUAGAAGAGAUCCAAUUGUUUCUUCGUCGUUUGGAGCCACCAAUAUGCCUCAUUGCGCACAAUGGAUUUAAAUUUGACUUUCCGAUUUUAAACUCCAAAAUAUGGGAUGUGAAGGGAGAGUGUUAUCGUCUCGUCGACAGUCGGGGCGAAGAAGUAGCUUGCGCCGACACGCUACACUUCUUUAGGGCUUUCCCGCAAAUAUUUUACCCCGUGAGCCCCAAUUACUCGGUUAACUUAUCCACUGAAAUCGGAGAGCUUCAGAUUUCACCUCCUGUGCCCGAGGAUGCACCAUCAACUCAAACAAGACCAUUCGCUCUCGAAAAUUUAUAUACCAACGUCUUUGGAGAACCGCACCAUGCUGCACAUACAGCCGAAGGUGACUGUAUUGCCAUGAUAAGGUUAGUACGGUACCUGGGUUCCUGUGCUUUCUCUUGGUUUGAUUCCACUCACCGACGUCUUUCACACAUCAGGUAA
Molecule: messenger RNA, 855 nt
Organism: Dibothriocephalus latus
Lineage: Eukaryota; Metazoa; Platyhelminthes; Cestoda; Diphyllobothriidea; Diphyllobothriidae
Source: the annotation of a GenBank genome assembly